AUGACGAAAAAGAUGGCGAAGCGGAAAUUUGUAUCAUCCAAGAAAAAUGCACCCAGUCGCGCUAUAUCUAGUAAAGAGGCGGCCCUGCAUCGUCGGUCUAUUGGCGGAGAUGGCGCUGCAUCCAGUUCAGGAGACUCUGCAGCCUCUUCUGAUGUAGGAUCAUCCACGCUGCUGUCAUCCGAGGAUGAUCAGGAAGAUGAUGAUGUAGAUUCAAGCGCUAAUCAGGAUGUCACAGUGGAAGUUAUGCCAGCCAGUGUAGGCCGCGGCAAGCAGCUCAGAUUUCCGGCAGCAAUAUCGCGUGGAAAAGUGUUGUCAGCUGAGACCGGCGCUACAUCCGAUGCUGACGAUUCAGAUGACGAAAGCUUGUUGUCCGUUGCGGAAAGUGACGCUGAAGAUCAAAAUCAUAGUGCGGCUGCAACGGAAGUUGUCGAGCAUUCUGUUGUUGCAACGCCUCCUGUUCAAAUUGAAGCCUUUUCAGCACCACUUGAUCGCACUAGUAGUAAGGAGACAAUAACCUACCCAAUUAAAGCAUCUCGCGCGCGAAAACGACAUCGUCCAGACUCAGAGUAUUACAAGCAAAUGUCUACGUAUGUCAGAGACUGUUUGCUCAGCGUACGACACACAGGAAAUAGUAAUUUGCCACCAAGUGCUUUGCAAAGUGAAUGUUUGCUGCAGCAUGAAGAGUUUCGGCGAAGACUUGCCACUGGCGAUAUUCAGCGUGUGACAUGGAAAGAACCUCCUUCUGUGGAGCCAAAAAGUCAUGAAAUUAGAAACGAGACUACUGAAAAUUCUUCUUGCGAAUCAAUAAAAUGCAGCAAGUCUAGUAGUCUCAGCAAGUCUAGCAAGCAAAGUAAGUCAAGCAAUAUUAGUAGAAGCAGCAACAAGAACAGCAGCACGAAGAAGACGUCGAUUUCAGACGAGGUCUCCACAACAAAUCAGUCGACCACUUUGUUGUCAAAUGGAUCUGCUAACAACUCACAAUCUCCACAGCAGCCUGCAGCUCUAGUUGGACCAAGCCCUCCGAUAACAUGUGAAGUGUGCAAAAGAAAACUAAGUGAAAUAGCUUCAAAGGAAGAGGAAGAGUUGAAAGAAAAGGAGGCCAAGACAAACAAUGCUGAAAAUGUGAAGCAGCGAUCCGAUAUGGUGAUAAAGGAAUCUGCUCAAACUAUUGCAUCAGUGAUAUCUGCUGGCUACUUUACGAUUACAUUUACACCUGGUAGUGAUGUUCAGAAGUUGCGCCUUGAAUCUGCAAAACUAAUGGAAGAGGCACGACGACUAAAGCAUGAAGGAAACCGUCGUGGUAUGAGUGAACGUGGUACUGCUGGUCAGCUCACGCAAGCCAAAUAUUAUUUACGAUCAGGUGGCAAGUUUUUUGAGUAUGCACUUAAGCUUCAAGAAGUUAAAGUCGCUUACCAGGAAAAGAAUGAUACUCAGCACGCGCGCUCAUUCGGUGAAAAUUGCGUAACAACGCUCUCACAAACAACGUCACUAAUUGAGAGCACCAUUCGCGCAUUUCAAAGCGCUGGUAGCAUGCGACUUGCUGCUCUAGGGUGCAAGAUGGCGUCUGUUGUCCACCUAACCGUCUACCGGCUGCAACACCGCAAACUGCAAUCAUUUUAUUCAGAGCUUUUCACACCUGGACGCUCACCUGAGUCUCGAGAGAAUGGCCUUACUCCGCCAAUCGAUCCAAAUAGUAAUGUGAACAGCAAUAGCAGCAAAGAUGCCGCCAUACGUAAACAUUUGCUGAAAGAAAUGGAGCAUACGCUUCGCGGUUUUGAAAUGUGGCGGCGGUACGAGGCUUGCAAGGUAAAUGUGUUGCCACGGGUGGGUAACCCCAUGAUUUUAGAUCUAGCUAUUUUCCUUGAGGAUCUCGAAGCAGAACUUAACCAGUCUUAG
Plasmopara halstedii is the source of this 1896-nucleotide messenger RNA. RefSeq lists its product as uncharacterized. The coding region runs from base 1 to 1896 and encodes 631 amino acids. Lineage: Eukaryota; Oomycota; Peronosporomycetes; Peronosporales; Peronosporaceae. The transcript is spliced from 3 exons. The record is from RefSeq and is a predicted model, not a curated record.